This is a messenger RNA of Emiliania huxleyi CCMP1516, 1284 nucleotides long. RefSeq lists its product as hypothetical. Lineage: Eukaryota; Haptophyta; Isochrysidales; Noelaerhabdaceae. Bases 1 to 1284 code for a protein of 427 amino acids. The record is from RefSeq and is a predicted model, not a curated record. The transcript has 2 exons.
AUGCUCCGCGGCCAGCUUCCUUCCGUGCUCCCUGCGCUCGCAGCGCUGCUCGGAUCAUCGUCUGCCUUCGUCGUCCCGAUGGAGAGCCCCCCCGUCGACCGCCUCAGCCUCGUCGCGCCAUUGGGCGACGCGGCCGGCACGACGCUCCGGCUGCAAGAGCUCGCCGCGGGCCGCCCGCUGAUGGACAAGUGGGCCAGCGGCAAGUAUUCUGGGCGCGUGGCCUUUGUGUGUGUCAGCCUAGCUGGGCCUCAGCUCGCGUCCACUUUCGUGAAGGAGCUCAAGCUGUCAGCGUGCACCGUCGCGUACACAGAGGACAACCCCGCCUGGGGGCAGCUCGGUUGCGGUGGUUUCAUUGUGUACGGCAGCGACGGCCGCAUCGCAAGCCGCGCGACGGCGGCGUACCUGGAGGUGAGGGAGCGUGCGUUCCAUCACGUCGAGUCGCUCCUGGACGCGCUGCUCGACGGCGCAAAGUCGAGGCCGUCGCUGCCGCCGCCGCCGCCGCCGCCGGACGCGCCCCUCGCCGUGGUGGACGGAUUGGAACUCUCGAGGGCGGCGGAGACGUGUGGUGCGGCCACGCCGCAGUCGGAACGGCGCGGCGGCGGCCGCGGUGGAGACGUCGACGAUCCCGUCGCAUCGCCCGCAGCGCAGGUGCGUCUCGCCCCGGGACGCGUCCCGAGCGUGGGAAUUGCCGCUCUCGACGACGAGCACGCGGCGUGCACGGCGGCGCUGCGCGAGCUCGCCGCCACACGCAGUGCCGCGGCGCUUGCAGAGGUGCGGCGCGCGUAUGAGGCGCACUUCCGCCACGAGGAGGCGCUCCUGGACGAGUACCUCUGGAACGCGGCCGCAGCCGCCGCAGGCGGCGGCGCGGCGGCGGGCGGCGGCGCGGCGGCGGGCGGCUUCGAUCUUCGCGCGUCGAUGCGCCGGUCCCACUUUGCCGACCACGCGCGGCUCCUGCGCGAGGUGGCGGAGCCGGCGGCUGAGGACGUGCCGCGGGCGGGCGCGACGACAGGCGGCGAGGCGAGGCCGACGGGAGGCGAGCUAGGAGGCGAGCGGGCGCGCGCGACGGCAGGCGGCGCCGCGCGCGAGGAGGGGCGUUCCGUGGUUUCGCGCGAGCUGGUGGAGCGCGUGCUGCGCGACUUCGAGGCGCACGCCAGCCGGUACGACUACUCGUACGGCGCGGACCUCGGCACGGCGCUGCGGCGCGCCGGCGAGUCGCCCGCUGCGGUCCUGGCCGCCGCGGCGGGCGGCGUGGAACAAGGCGCGGUCUCGACGGCAGCCUUGUGA